Molecule: messenger RNA, 2192 nt
Organism: Manihot esculenta (cassava)
Lineage: Eukaryota; Viridiplantae; Streptophyta; Magnoliopsida; Malpighiales; Euphorbiaceae
Product: pumilio homolog 24
Exons: 17
Coding region: 91-2013 (640 amino acids)
Biological process (GO): regulation of translation
Cellular component (GO): nucleolus
Molecular function (GO): mRNA binding
Source: RefSeq, a predicted model, not a curated record
ACAAGGGCCAGACCACAAACUAAAACCCUCAAAAAACCCCCCCUAGAAGUAACAACUGAAAACAAGACAAGCAGCUCGACCUUAGCUCCAAUGGCGGCGAAGAAACACGAUGGCAACAAAUUGAAGAAGAGAAAGCAAAACCCAGAUGUCAAGAAUCGAACAGAUAGUUCAGCGUCCAAAAAACCGAAGCUUGUAAGCUCCGAUACCCAGACGGAGAGAUUGAAGAAACCUUUCAAGCCCUCGAAGAAAGCACAUAAUCCGAGCAAGUUGAUAAAAUCAGAAUCCGGUAAAGAGAAGCAUGAGCCCCAAACAAAGAGAGAGCGACGACUUCAUGCCAAGGAAUUAGCAGAGGCUAGGAAGAAGAAAAGGAAGCGGCAUUACACUCUGGAGCAAGAACUUGCUUCUCUCUGGGAGAAGAUGAGGCAGCGAAAUAUUGCCAAAGAAGAAAGAUCUAAGUUAAUUAGUGAAGCUUUACAAAAGAUGAAGGGCAAGAUUCCAGAAAUUGCUAGUUCCCAUGUUUCUUCGCGUGUUUUGCAGACCUGCGUUAAGUAUUGCUCACAAACUGAAAGAGAUUCUGUAUUUGAGGAGCUUAAGCCGCAUUUUCUUAACUUCGCAUGCAACACAUACGCAGUUCAUCUAGUAAAUAAGAUGUUAGAUAAUGCUUCUAAAAAACAGCUGUCAGAGUUUAUCUUGAAUCUCCAUGGGCAUGUUGCUUCUCUUCUUCGACACAUGGUUGGAUCUGUUGUCAUUGAGCAUGCAUACCAACUUGCAAAUGCAACUCAAAAACAAGAGCUUCUUAUGGAGUUAUAUUCUACUGAGCUUCAGUUGUUCAAGGACCUUACCUUAAUGAAAGAGAGCAGAUUGCUUGAUGUGAUUGCAAAGCUGAACCUACAAAAGGGUUCAGUCUUGCGACACAUGACUGCUGUGGUUCAACCAAUUCUUGAAAAAGGAAUAGUUGACCACUCUAUCAUACACAGGGUACUGAUAGAGUACUUCAGCAUUGUUGAUAAGUCCUCUGCAGCGGAAGUAAUUCAGCAAUUAUCAGGUCCACUUCUUGUUCGAAUGAUCCAUACAAAAGAUGGAUCAAGGAUUGGUAUGCUCUGUAUUAAACAUGGGAGUGCUAAGGAAAGAAAGAAGAUUGUGAAAGGAAUGAAAGGCCAUAUGGGCAAGAUAGCGUAUGAUCAAUAUGGGAGCACGGUACUUGCCUACAUUGUUUCAACUGUUGAUGACACAACGCUUGUUACAAAGACUGUCAUACGUGAACUUCAACCAAUUUUGAAGGAGCUUGCUUUGGAUAAGAAUGGAAGGCGCCCAUUGCUGCAGCUUCUCCAUCCAAAUUGUUCACGUUAUUUCAGUCCUGAUGAAAUGGCUGCUUUCAAUUUAACUAUUCCCUCUCUCAAUGCCAAGGAUGGAGAAUCUGGAGAUGAGGACAAUAGUACGAAACUUACAGUGGUUGGGACCAAGGAGAGUGCAAGUCCUGAGAAUGUUCAAUUAAUUGACGGUGGAAAAAAAGAUCCUUAUCUUAGAAGGAAAGAAUUGCUGGUUGAGAAUGGCCUUGCUGAGAAACUCAUUGACGUAUGUAUUGAGAAUGCAGGAGAGUUGCUCAGAUCAAAUUUUGGCAAACAUGUGUUGUAUGAGGUUGCAACUGGGGGUGCUGGUGGCAUUCUCCACCCAGUGUUGGAUGACAAGUUGAAUGCUUUGCAUGAAGCCAUAGCAUCACUUGUGGCAGAGCCUAAAUCUGAAGAGGAGCAUGUCUUAGAAAAUUUCCACUCCAGUCGAACCAUUAGAAGAUUAAUCAUAGAUAGCCCUACCUUUGCUACUACUUUAUGGAUAAAAGCUUUGAAAGGGAACUGUGGAUUGUGGGCCCAAGGUCACAGUUCAAAAGUAAUAUAUGCAUUCUUGGAAUCUUCGGAUGUCAAAAUCAAAGAACGAGCCAAUAAAGAGCUUCAGCCAUUGAUAGAUGGCGGUAUUCUCAAAAAACCUGAGAACAAGCAACCAGGAAAAGAAGGGUGAGUUACUUGUUAAGGAUGCAGUGAUUUUUCCUCGAAGAGACAGAGGCAUAGCAUCUGGUUGAUCAGUUUUGAAACUAGACUGUUUCUUUUUUUUUUUUUUUUAUACAUAUAUAAUUUUCCCAUCGCAGCCAAGAAUGAAAUUUUCUUUCAAUGCAACGAAAGAAUUAGGGCUGAGUUCCA